Messenger RNA from Eriocheir sinensis (Chinese mitten crab), 5567 nucleotides. RefSeq names its product serine/arginine repetitive matrix protein 2-like. The transcript has 6 exons. The record is from RefSeq and is a predicted model, not a curated record. Lineage: Eukaryota; Metazoa; Arthropoda; Malacostraca; Decapoda; Varunidae. Bases 37 to 4710 code for a protein of 1557 amino acids.
AGUGUGUGUCAUGGGUGAGAGUGGGACGUCGGCAGCAUGGCGGUGAAGGUGACGGCGUUAGUGGCAGUGACAGUGGUGGUGGUGGCGGCCGUGAGCCCAGCCCUAGGCGUGCAGGUGGAGGGACAGGUGUUCGGGGCCAAAAUAAGACCUAACAGUGGCGCAGGGGAGGCCAUAGCACAGAAGAGGUCACUGGAACUCGAGGAACCGGGUCAAAGUUCACAUUCGAGAUGGAGUGACGCGAGGGAUGAUUUCAAGGUCACAGAGGAGGAAAUAGACGAUAGAGGAGGAGAAAAGGUGGUCAGGGAUGAUUUAACGACAGAAGCAGCUGCACGAGAUGAUUCAGCGGUAGAGAGGGAGGUGAGGAGGCGCGAAAGAGCAAGACUAGUACGGUCUCGGGUAGACAGGAUGAGAUAUUCGUCUGUGCGAGGCAUCAGGCAGAGAGAACAACACCCCGAGCGAGAGCAGGAACCGUCAUCACCGUCACCUAAUCAAGAGGAGGCCAAUAUCACACGCGUUUCUUCACACCUCCGAAAAAAACUCACCGCAGACCCGCCACAUUUAGAAAGAGAGAGUCCAGGCACCCGCGCCGCCGCUCACAAGUCAAUUACCGGUGGGGAAAAAACCGAUGAAGUCCGAACAGAAUCUUGGGAACACGCGGGCAGUUUGGGAAUUCGAGCCGGAUCGCACACCAAGUUCCCAACCACUGUUUCUCACCGCCAAAGAGACAACCACGGUGAUAUUUACGACUCCCAGAGCAGAGAAAUGACUCACGGUGACUUACCUCCUCGUCACACUCCCCUCGAUCACCAGUCAGCGCCAAAGAGCCGUGAAAAGCCAAAGAGAAAUGGUGUUGUUCCGGGCGGUCCAGCGGAGAGCAAUACGGCGCAUGGCUUGGCGGUUGAUGGCGUGACGAUUUCAGAGCCUGUGUUUUCAGCGCCUCUCACGACCCCAGGAGCAGCCGUGCGUGGCUCUAUUGCGGUGGCUGGGCGAGGCGAGACACCCACGCCCCCCACAGCCCCCACGCCCAAGGAGAAAGUCACUGGAAACACGGAAAUACACAUUGACUCCAGCGUCUUCCACACCACCCCUACCGCCCCCAGUCUUAGCUCACACCGGGUUAAUGCGGCUAAUAGCUACCUGGGGACGCCUGCGGGGCUUACCUUCCCUCCUGCAGCUACGGAUGAAGGAAAGGGAAAGUUGUACAAGCCCUUCACUCUCCCGUUUGCCCCGACACACCAGACUUGGCCGGUAAAUAAGGGGACAGAGAAUGGAGUCACUGAGGUAGCGUCGAACACGGACCAUGACGCGACCACGAGAGGAAACGGCAUUGCGGAGACACAAGUAGACCAUGACGAGACGCAUUACUAUUGGGAGUACUUGCAUGACAGACAGGGGAGCACAGGGAGUGGGAGGGAGUUCAAGACCUACUCCCCGGAAGAUAGUGACUCCCUCCUCCUGCCUCAUCGUAUCCUGGCCUCGACGCAGGAUAUUAUUGAACAGGCGUCUGGUGCUGAGAAAAGGGAGGUGGAAGAGGAGGAAGCACCAAGCAACCGACAAGCAGUGGAAGGGAGCGAGACUUUUGACUCCACCCCGGGUUCGUCCUUUUCCUACGUGAGCUUCAAAAGGUUCCCCAACAAGUUCCCGAAGGACGCAGGUGUGGCGAGGGAAGAAGGUUCAGGGGAGGAUACAGGAAGGGAGUGGCAGCGAGGGAGGGAAGCCAGCACCCCUACUCUCCCCUCCCACGCCUCCCCCUUCUCACGAACGACCCAAGCACCUCUACGGACGACCACGGACAAGCAGGAGAGGAAACAAAUAGCCAGGACGACUUUUCCACCCUUAACGACCCCAGCAAGUUUUAGACCGACAACGGACAGCCAGGAGAGGGAGCAAGGACCGCGGACGACUAUUACACCUCUACGGACGACCCAAGCGCUUUCACGGACCCCCACACGUACGCAGAUCAAAGUACCGCUAUCGACACUAAGAACGACCACGAGAACGACCCCGAAGACGACUCCGAGGACGACUUUAAGGACGACUUCGAGGACGACUUCGAGGACCACUUCAAAAACGACUCCGAGAUCGAGGCUUCAAAGUCGUCAGCGUGAGGACUCGAGCGAGGACGUGAAAAGGGACGAAAAAACACGACUUCGACCUGUACGACUUGACGACUCCGGGGAAACCAAGGAGGAAGGAAGAAGAAGAAUAGGAGGAGGAGAAGGAGAGAAGAAAGAGGGAGACAUCUUAUUUCCCUCCUUCGACCAGUACCUCCAGCAACACGGUAUUUCAGGGUCACGCUCCGGAGGUCAAGGUCAUAAGAAGGAAGAGGAGGAAGAAGGCAGAAGAAGAGGAGGGCCAGAAGAAGGCAUCGAACACCAUCAAAACCAUGAGAUCCUAAAACAAGGUCACACAGGGGGUUCGGAUCUCCCUAAUCACUUCAGCCACAGACAGGUGAAGCCAGGUAACAAUGCCCACCUGAGACCCAACGUCCCGACCAAUAACAGGCUCAGUACACGCCAACCGACCAAUCAGGGACCACCACGAGAAUUUUCAGCUAAUCAAGGCCCACCAACAGAAUUUUCAGCCAUUAAUUCACCGCCACGAGAAUUUAUUGCCAGUCAACGCUUACCAUCAGAAUUUUCAGACAAUCAACGCCCAGCAAACCAAUUUUCAGCCAAUCAUGAACCACCAAGGGAAUUUUCAAACAAUGGAGGCCCACCGCCCGAGUUUUUCGCUGAUAACAAUCCCCCACACGAAUUUUCACCCAAUCAACGCCCACCACGGGAAUUUUCAGCCAAUGGGAGCCCACCACCUGAAUUUUUCUCCAAUAACAACCCCCCACACGAAUUUUCAGCCAAUCGCAAGCCACCACAAGAAUUUUCAGCCAAUGACGGCCCACCACAUGACUUCUCACCCAAUACUCUUCCUCCUAGUCACUUCUCCCGCCACCAGGAGCCGCCACGACAAUUCCCGAGCCAAGAACGACCACCUUUAGGGCACGAACGACCCCUUCCGUCUUUUGGUAGUCACGAACGUCCCCCUCGACAGCCACGACCUCCACAUCCGUCUUCAGGGAGUCACGAACGCCCGGAUCAAGAACGACCAACACGACCUUUUACGAGGCAGGAACGACCACCAUCUCAUCUGAACAGCCAAGAUCGACCUCCACUUCACUUCAGUAACCCGGAACGACCCCCUCCUCCUCAUUUCGGUACUAUUGAACGACCUAACCUUCAUUUCGACAGACCUGAACGUCCCCCACCUCGUUUUAAUACUCAAGAACGACCUCCUCCUCAGUUUGACAACCUAGAACGGCCUCCACACUUUAAUAGCCUUGAACGACCAUCACCUCCACGUUUUACAAAUCCACUACGACCCCCACACGACUUCCAGAACAACCAGAUCAAAGAGUCGUCGUUCAGGGACUCCAACGGACGACCACAGUUCACCAACGACCACAAUCAGAAGCGGCACGUGGCCCAGAGUGGUGCUACAGCCAACGACCACCAGCAGGAACACGACCAUCGCUUCCACCCGAGUCCCAAACCGUCUGAUGUGAUAAGUGGAGACCAGAUUCCGCCUACGACUCCUCUACCUCCUCCUCCACCUCCUCCUCCUCGUCCCACUCCAGCGUCGUUCUUCCCUCCUCUUCCUCCGCAUCCUUUCUUCCCCCAUUCGUCCUCACAUCCUCGUCAGAAGUCCCCCAAACGACCUAACCCGUCAUCCUCGUCCUCCUUCACGCCAUUUAGUGAUUUUCUCUCCUUCAGGCCUCCAACACCCAUACACGGCCCCUCCAAGCCUCAGUUUAGCCCCCAGAAGCCCCCAGUUCCAUCCUUCAGAAGCCCCCGUCAACACAACCCUCAGUCCCCAGCCCCCGCAGCCCCUCCAGCCCCUCAUGAUCCUCUUACAGCAGGAUCCAACACCUUAGACGGUCCCGGAUCCUCCUACAGCGUGGUGCGACUCGAACCGGAGGUCGUGCUUAACAUCAACCCUCCGCCACACCACUUCAAAGCCGUGCAAGGCCAACCCAAGCCCGUACGACGACCCCAGGGAAGCAGGAACCAGCAGGGGAAAAGGCCCAAGGAAAGCAGGCAGAAUGGGGGGAGUGUGAGAGAUGUUGUUCAGCAGGGUAGACCACAGGGGAAUAGGGCUCAGGGGUCACGUCGCCCAUCCCAGGGGUCACAACGGCCAAGGCUCCCGCGGUUCACCAUCCCUGGGGGGCCUGAUUUUAGUGCCACAUCCCUUUCUCUUGGUACUCUAAGGGGAGCCACGGACCACCCCCAAGGACAUUCCCCCCAGUUUGUACGUUCCCGCCCCCCUCCACUCCAGGGUGUAAGGGUGGAGCCACAGGGGAAGGAAGCACCCCUAGGCCACACGUUCUCCUCACCAUCCCCAUCAUCACACUUCCACCCACCACCACCACUAUCACCACCCCAGCACCACCCAAACACCAUACAAUCCACUAACCCCAUCAUCAGCUCCCCCAGUAAGCCCAUCCCCCUCACCGUCCCUGAACCCCAUGAUAGCGAGGUUCAGAAGGGAUUCAAGCCUACGGAGGAGAUUUCGCAACCACUUCCCGGGGGUUUGAAGGUUCGGGUAUCGGAGAGUCACGCGCGGCUGAUGAGGAAUAUGGAGUAUGGUGUCUUGGGCGAGCCUCUGGAUGUCUGGAUACCUAUCGUUAGCAGGAGGACAGGUGAGUUGGGAGGCUGAGCACCUUAUCUCCCCGUACCUCAGAGCCGCCACGCACCUGAGCAGACACAAGACAAGGGAGAGAAGACGAAAGAAGAGACAUAAGAAGAUAACGAAAAGGGUAAAGGAGGGAUAAGGAAGAGAAAGGACGAGAUUUAGAAACAGAAAGAAUGGAGUAGGAAAAAGAAUAGAAGAACAGAAGCUUGAGACGAAUGGAAGAGAAGAGAGAGAAGGAAGACGAGAAAAAAAGGUAAUGUAAGGAGUAAAGGAGAGAUAAAGACGAGAAAGAGGAUACAGAGAAAGAAAAGAAAGAGUAGGGAAAGGAACGGACGGACGGACGGAAAAGAAACGAGAGAAGGAAAACGAGGAAAAUAAAUAUAAUAAAACAGUAGAAAGAGUAAAGAGUGGAUAAAGACGGUGUAGAAAAAAAUAAGGAGUAGUAAAAAGAAAAGGAAGAACAGAAGCUUGAGAUAGAUGGAAAAGAGAGAAGAAAUAUAUGAAAAUAAUGGAAAAAGUAAAGAUUGACAAGGACGAUGAAGAGGGUAGGAAUAAUAAAAAGAGAAGAGGAACUUGAGAAAAAGACUUAGGACAAAAUUAUGAAAGUUAUAAAGAAAAUAAGAGCUGAUUGAUUGGUUCUUUUUUUGGUUCGCAGUGGCUUCAGACUUCUAAACAUAUAUAUAUAUAUAUAUUUUUAAUAUUAUGAAUGGAUGAAGUUUUAUAUAUGCCGCGCUACACUCGUAUAUAUAAGGUUUGUUAAUUGUUUUCAUGUUUAUUUUGUUAUGUUGUGUAUGAUAGUUAUUUUUUUCGUUAAUGUUUUCAAAGCUAUUUUUAUAUGUGAUAGUUAUAUUGUUAUUGUUAAGUUUAUGAAUAAAUAUAUA